Sugiyamaella lignohabitans is the source of this 228-nucleotide messenger RNA. It is a transcript of the gene ACP1, whose product is annotated as Acp1p. NCBI's taxonomy places the organism in Eukaryota, Fungi, Ascomycota, Dipodascomycetes, Dipodascales, Trichomonascaceae. The record is from RefSeq and is a predicted model, not a curated record. Gene Ontology annotation, cellular component: mitochondrion. The coding region runs from base 1 to 228 and encodes 75 amino acids. Gene Ontology annotation, biological process: fatty acid biosynthetic process. The transcript has a single exon. Gene Ontology annotation, molecular function: acyl carrier activity; acyl binding.
AUGGCAAGAUCUAUUGAAACUAACAUGCUACAGAUCGCCGACCCUUCCAAGAUCACACCUUCAGCCAACUUCAGCACGGAUCUUGGUUUGGACAGUUUGGAUGUUGUGGACGCACUUUUUUUCAUCGAGGAGGAGUUCAACAUUGAGAUCCCAGACCACGAAGCUGAUGAGAUCCACACUGUUGCUCAGGCUGUCGACUAUAUUCUUGCUCAACCUGAUGGUAAGUAG